AAGAAGGUGCAGUUGCAUGAGUUGACGAAUUUUGCCGGCACUUUGCGUGGACUUAAAACGAUCACUUCCGGUCCCAAAGCUGGUGGACAGUCGCGAAGCGAAGAGGAUGAGUUGAUGCAUCGACGCUCGCCUGGAGGGGAGGGACUUGUCUUCCUCUACGCCAGUGUCAAGAGAAUGCACAAGUCUAUAUUCGGUGAUCUCAAAGGUGUUGAACAGGACCCGAUCUGCGGUACAUAA
Hydatigera taeniaeformis is the source of this 237-nucleotide messenger RNA. The record is from the annotation of a GenBank genome assembly. NCBI's taxonomy places the organism in Eukaryota, Metazoa, Platyhelminthes, Cestoda, Cyclophyllidea, Taeniidae.